Messenger RNA from Cooperia oncophora, 3072 nucleotides. Lineage: Eukaryota; Metazoa; Nematoda; Chromadorea; Rhabditida; Trichostrongylidae. The record is from the annotation of a GenBank genome assembly.
AUGGCCGUCAUAGAAGACCUGGUGAUGCCACACUUCACCGAAGGACUGAAACCACUCGAAGUGGAUGAAGGUAAACCAGCGGAACUGGUAUGUACUGUAGUCGGCAAACCAGAGCCAGAGGCUGGCCAAGGAUGUACAAUCGCUGAUGAAAUACCAAAAGCAAAUUACGAGGUUGUGAGAAGGCGUCCAAAAGUUGAAGAGGGAGAAACGGUGGUGCUCCUGAGUGGUCGUGUGAAACAAGGAGUCCAAGCAGAAAUCAAAUGGGUGUUCAAAGACGACAAACCUAUUGAACUAAGUCAACAUAUGGUCCUUGAAACACUUGACGAUGGCAAAAUCAAAUUGACAAUUCACAAUGCAACCAAAGAAGAUGUCGGCUCGUAUCGUUGUGAAGCCGUGAACAAAGUGGGCAAAGCAGAAACGCACGCCAAUCUACAGUAUGCGCAAACUGUGCAGGAAACGGUAAUCGACGAAAGCGAGCAGUUACAGGAAAUGGUUGCGGAGUCGAUCACCACUACCGCAGCUGUAGAGACAAAGGCCGGUAGAGGCCCACCGGAAUUUGUAGAACUAUUGCGAUCGUGCACAGUCACCGAGAAGCAACAAGCUGUGCUUCGUUGCAAAGUGAAAGGCGAACCUCGACCAAAGAUCAAAUGGACCAAGGAAGGCAAAGAGGUUGAAAUGACAGCACGUAUCAAAUCCGACUUCAAAGAGGAUGGCACGUUAACAUUGACGGUUGACAACGUCACUCAACAAGACGCUGGAGAGUACAGAUGUUACGCUGAAAACGAGCUUGGCUCCGCUUGGACCGAGGGACCCAUCAUAGUGACACUAGUCGGUGCUCCUGAGCAAGAAGGAGAAGCGCCCGACUUUAUUCAACCCGUCCGUCCAGUCAUUGUUGUGGAAGGCGAGACAGCCGUGUUGGAAGGCAAGCUGUCAGGAAAACCAAAACCAACCGUGAAAUGGUACAAGAAUGGCGAACAGAUAAAACCCACCGAUCACUUCGCUAUCGAUUCACUCGACGACGGUACCCAACGGCUGACGGUGAAGGAAGCCACCAUGGACGAUAUGGACGAGUACAGAUGCGAGGCCUCGAAUGAAUAUGGAGAUGUCUGGAGUGAUGUCACACUGACUGUCAGACAGAAGCCUCAAGAAGCGCCCUCGUUCACGAAAACUCUCGUCGAAGUAUCUGUCGUUGAAGGAGAAACAGCCACCUACGAAUGCCAAGUCUCAGGAUACCCACAACCUGAAAUCAAGUGGUUCAAGAACAAGGAAGAGAUCGCAGCCACGGAUGAGCAUUUCGUACAAACGAAGGAAGCCGACGGUACCGCCCGUCUUACCAUCAAAUCCACUAAGGUGAAAGAUUCGGGUGAAAUCCGUUGCGAAGCCCGUAACACUGCAGGAACAGCUCGCACAGACGCGCCAUUGACGGUUUCCCUACCGGAGGAGGAGAUAGCUCCAGAGUUCGCUCAGGAACUUACCGCUUGCCAAGUAAUGGAAGGAGAGCUGGCUAAGUUCGAGUGCAAGGUUAAAGCCGGUCCUCACCCGGUGAUCAAGUGGUUCAAAGAUGGUCAAGAGCUGAAACCUGGAGAUGGUAUCCAAAUCGAAUCACUUCCAGACGGCACCAAUCGGCUCAUCAUCGACAAAACCAAGAUCGACGAUCAGGGCAACUAUCGAGUGGAAGCGACAAACCCUGCCGGUUCAAUGAGCAGCAAAGCACCGCUUUCCGUUCAGGCACCAGAGACGCUGAAAAUCAAGCGGCCAUUGGAAGAUCUCACGGUCGACAAAGGCACCAAGAUCUUGCUUUCUGUUGAGGUCGAAGGCCGACCGAAGACGGUGAAAUGGUACAAGGGAUCGGAACAAGUCACCACGACUAGGACCACGAAAAUCGAGAAAGUUUCUGAUCAUGUGUAUAAACUCGAAGUGGAGAAUUGUGAGAUGUCUGACGCUGGUGCCUAUCGGGUCGUUUUGUCGACAGAAAGCGAGUCGGUAGAAUCAAGCUGUACCGUCACCGUCAAGGAGAAGGUUACGUUACCGUCGUUCAAGAAAGGACUUAAUGACAAGGCGGUGCCAAAGUUGAAAGUCGAAGGUCAACCGAAGGUUGUGAAAUGGUAUAAGAACGGUGACGAGCUGAAGAAUGCAAAGACUGAAGAUCUUGGAAAUGGAAAGUAUCGAUUGACUAUUCCUGACUUCAAAGACUCGGAUGUUGGACAAUACAGUGUCACAGCCGAAAAUGACGUUGGAGAAGUGGAAAGCAAGGCAAAGGUGUCCUUGGCAGAUGACGGUAAGGACAAAGUGAAGCCUGAGAUUGUCUCCGGACUCAUUCCAACCACAGUGAAACAAGGAGAAACAGCUACGUUCACUGUGAAAGUGAAGGGACCCGUCAAGGCUGUUAAAUGGUACAAAAACGGUAAGGAGAUUCCUGAUGCGCAAACCAAGGACAACGGCGACGGUUCCUACGAUCUUAUCAUUCCUGACGCGAAGAAAGAGGAUGCAGCUGACUACAAGGUCGUUGUUUCGAACGAUGUAGGCGAUGCGGAUUCAUCUGCAGCGUUGACCGUGAAGCUGCCACAGAUCGAAAUCGUCAAAGGACUGGAAGACACUACUGUACCGCAGAAACAGACCGGCAUACUUGAAAUCGAGACCAACCGACCACCGAAACAGGUCAAAUGGUACAAGAAUGGCAAGGAAAUCUCGCCUUCUGACAAGGCACAGCCGAAGAAGGUCGACGAUAACAAGUACCAACUGGUGAUCCCUGAUGCCGGAAAAGAUGACUCGGCUGAUUACAAGGUUGUACUUACCGACGACGACAAUAACACCGCUGAAUCGAGUUGUGCUCUUACCGUCAAACUUCCUGGAGGAAUUGAAAUUGUUAAAGGACUUGAAGACACUACUGUACCCCAGAAACAGACCGGCAUUCUUGAAAUCGAGACCAACCGACCACCGAAGCAGGUCAAAUGGUACAAAAAUGGCAAGGAAAUCUCGCCUUCUGACAAGGCACAGCCGAAGAAGGUCGACGAUAACAAGUACCAACUGGUGAUCCCUGAUGCCGGAAAAGAUGACUCGGCUGAUUACAAG